GCUCCGUCCGUCAGUCCGUCCGCGCCGGGCGCGUGGCUCCUUUGUGUACGGCAGCUGCUCCUGAAUGCGGAGGCAAAGCCUGUGGCUUGGCACUGAGCUUUUAAAAAACAACAGCCCUCCCUCCCUCCUUCCCUCUCCCCUGCCCUCCCUCCUUCCCUCCCCUCCCCUCCUCCCGCCGAGGUGGACGGGCAUCCAGCCACCUGGGGUCCGCUGCCCACCUCUCCUCUCAUCCUGCUCUCUUCUCCUCCUUGUUUACCUGCACUUUUCCGCCGCCUCUUCCCCCGCUGUCCCCGCCGCCCCCCGGUCCCCGCUCUCGGGCAGGCUCGGCGCCCCGCAGCUGCGCUCCCUCGGCGGUUCGCCCGUGCCCCUGCCCCGGGGAAGGCACUUGAAGGUGGAUCUAUUAAACCUCCCGGCGGUCUCUCCAAGUGGACCAAAUCUCCAGCAUGGAUGUAAGAUUUUACCCGGCUGCGGCGGGCAGCGCGCUCCCCGGAGACCCCUCCAACCUGGACUUUGCCCAGUGUUUGGGUUACUACAACUACAACAAGUUUGGAAACAAUAACAACUACAUGAACAUGGCAGAGGCAAAUAAUGCAUUUCUUGCUGCAAAUGAGCAGACGUUCCAUACGCCGAGCCUUGGGGACGAGGAGUUUGAAAUCCCACCCAUUACCCCCCCGCCCGAGUCAGACCCCUCACUGGGCAUGGCAGAUAUACUGCUCCCCUUUCAGGGCCUGGGUGACCAGCUGCCUGCACAAGGAAAUGAAUUUACUCCUCAGUUUCCCCCCCAGAGCUUGGAUCUUCCCUCUAUCACAAUAUCCCGGAAUCUCAUGGAGCAGGAUGGCGUCAUCCACAGCAAUGGAUUGCAUAUGGAUCAGAGUCACAGCCAGGUUUCCCAGUACCGCCAGGACCACUCUCUGAUUAUGAGAUCCAUUGUGCACAUGACUGAUGCUGCUCAUUCGGGAAUUAUGGCUCCGUCCCAGCUCACCACCAUUAACCAGUCUCAGCUGAGCGCACAGCUGGGGCUGAAUUUAGGAGGCACUAAUUUGCCACACACCUCUCCCUCCCCUCCUGCAAGUAAAUCAGCCACUCCUUCCCCAUCUAGCUCCAUCAAUGAAGAAGAUGCAGAUGAAUCAAACAGAGCUACUGGAGAAAAAAGAGCUGCCCCAGAUUCUGGCAAGAAGCCCAAGACCCCAAAGAAGAAGAAAAAGAAAGACCCCAAUGAGCCCCAAAAGCCAGUGUCAGCAUAUGCCCUUUUCUUCAGGGACACACAAGCUGCAAUUAAAGGACAGAACCCCAAUGCUACAUUUGGAGAUGUUUCAAAAAUAGUGGCAUCUAUGUGGGACAGUUUAGGAGAAGAACAAAAACAGGUAUAUAAAAGAAAAACUGAAGCUGCCAAAAAAGAAUACCUAAAGGCACUUGCUGCCUACAGAGCAAGCCUUGUUUCUAAGGCUGCUGCAGAAUCUGCUGAGGCCCAGACAAUUCGUUCUGUUCAGCAAACACUGGCAUCCACAAAUUUGUCUUCCUCCCUCAUUCUGAAUAGUUCCCUUUCUCAGCACGCCACGGUGUCGGCAUCGCCCCAAACUCUUCAACAGCCCCUUUCCAGAGCCAUUGCUCCAAAACCCCUGACCAUGAGACUGCCAAUGAAUCAGAUUGUAGCUUCUGUCACCAUUGCCCCCAACAUGCCAACAAACAUUGCAGCUCCAUUGAUAAGCUCCAUGGGCUCCAAUAUGGUGGCAACGCCGUCCUCGUCUCAGCUCAGCCCCUCCAUGCAAAGCCAGCAGCACCAGAUGCAGCAGCUCCAGCAGCAACAGAUGCAGCAGAUGCAGCAGCAGCAGCUACAUCAGCAUCAAAUGCAUCAGCAAAUACAGCAGCAAAUGCAGCAGCAGCAUUUUCAGCACCACAUGCAGCAACAUUUGCAGCAGCAGCAGCAGCAUCUCCAGCAGCAAAUGAAUCAACAGCAGAUGCAACAGCAACUGCAGCACAUACAGCUUCAGCAAAUGCAGCAGCAGCAAAUGCAGCACAUGCAGCACCAGUCCCAGCCUUCUCCUCAGCAGCAUUCCCCAGGAGCCCCGCAGAUCACUUCUCCCAUCCCUGCCAUUGGGAGCCCUCAGCCAGCACCUCAGCAGCACCAGUCACAAAUACAAUCUCAGACACAGACUCAAGUAUUGUCACAGGUUAGUAUUUUCUGAAGAUAAAAGAUCUUGCAACAUGGCUUUGUGUUGAUGGAGGGGUAGGGGUAAACCAUAUUUGGCUGAAAACUGUAAAUUGUUGAUGGUAGUUAUGCAGGGAUGCAUAACAGAUCAAAUGAUCCUCUAAAGUGUCUAUUAGAUAGGCAAUAAAGAACUACAAUGUAGCUGUGUAUCAUCUUUUAGCUGACUAUAAAUCAUUUUGUUUAAAAGAAAAAAUGCUGUUCUCUUUUUCAUGUGAUGCCUUUUUAAUUUAUUUAAGCUUUACCUACAAUAUGUGAAUCAACUGGCCUAAAAAAAAAUACCUGGACCUUAUGACUGCAAAAUGGCCUUUCAGAGUUAUAUGCUAUAGCCCUUCUUUCUCUAAAAGUGAGUAAUGCACUUCAAGGCAGUAUGAACUCAUGAAGCCCUUAAAGCACAGUUGUAACUACCUGUAAAAUUAUGAUUGGAUUUCAUACAAUCAUGCUUGUAUGACAUGAGUUAGUUGAUGGCAUUUUUUGUCAUGAAAAAAUAGAGUAAAUCACAGAUUUUUGCCAAAGCUCUUAUUUUUUUUUCUUUUUCUCUCCUAAACCUGUUCAGAAAAACAAAUGCAAGUAACUGGACGUAAAUGUUUGACCCAACUUUUCACUUCAUUUCUCUAAAUAAACCUGCCAUAGUUCAUAAGAAAAUAUAUAUUGACAUUUACCCUCUUACGUUAAUUCCAAUUACAGAACAAAUGUGAAUAUUAUAUUCUGUGUCAAAGUGAUGAGUUUCAGAUUUAAUACACUGUAUUUUUAAAAGGGAAAUGCACUUAAAUAAAACUGUUAUUACAGAAAGCUAAGAUGAGAAAUGCAAGUUAUUAAUACGCUGUAAAACCAGUAGAAUAUUUAAAUGAAACUCCACAACUGAAUAAUCAAUGUAAAUAUUUUCUUUAAAAGUUGUAAGUUUUCAUAUCAUGUGUUGUAAAGUUUUCAUAAAUGAGGCUUUAAUGUAAACACUGGUAACAUGAAUUAUUAAUUGCUACAUUGCUUAUUGUGUUUUUAUGCUGUUUUAUACUUUUUUAUGAGUUAUGAUAGCAGCAAUUAAGUUGUUUGUAUUUUGCUUAUCUAAAAUAAAUGCUUUUAUCUUGCUAUAGAAUAAACACAUUUCGGUAAAACUGAUGAGCUGUAAGUCUUUGAUAGAGAAGCCAGAAAUAUUUCCUUCUGCAAAUGAUUUCUUGGACAUUUUUAAACUUCUUUGGAUUUUUAUCAGACAUUCUGGGUGAACAGGUACCAAUGGGAACUUGGCUCUUGUGCCCUCCAAGAUGCUCUGCUGCAGAGCUGUGGGCAGCUGCUCUGAGGUGUCUGUGACUCCAGAGAGAGAAAGCAAGUGCUGGGGUCACACAACAGCGAUGGUACCCGUGCUGAUGAGCUGCAGGAACAGGGAGGUGAACCUGUCUCUCAGCUGUGAUGUUUAGAGAUGGAAAUCAGCACAAAUUGGUUUUGU
This is a messenger RNA of Melozone crissalis (California towhee), 3647 nucleotides long. RefSeq names its product TOX high mobility group box family member 3 (gene TOX3). Lineage: Eukaryota; Metazoa; Chordata; Aves; Passeriformes; Passerellidae. Gene Ontology annotation, biological process: regulation of transcription by RNA polymerase II. The coding region runs from base 444 to 2186 and encodes 580 amino acids. Gene Ontology annotation, cellular component: nucleus. The record is from RefSeq and is a predicted model, not a curated record. The transcript has 7 exons. Gene Ontology annotation, molecular function: chromatin DNA binding.